This is a messenger RNA of Dendronephthya gigantea, 2409 nucleotides long. Its product is annotated as solute carrier family 13 member 5-like. The annotation marks the transcript as partial. Gene Ontology annotation, biological process: monoatomic anion transmembrane transport. Gene Ontology annotation, molecular function: transmembrane transporter activity. Gene Ontology annotation, cellular component: membrane. NCBI's taxonomy places the organism in Eukaryota, Metazoa, Cnidaria, Anthozoa, Malacalcyonacea, Nephtheidae. The transcript has 9 exons. The record is from RefSeq and is a predicted model, not a curated record.
UAUGCUGCAAAUAUUGGUGGCACAGGCACACUCACGGGGACUGGACCGAAUUUAAUAUUAAGUGGCCAGUCAGAAGAACUAUUUCCGGGCAGUGGUGGUAUUGGAUUUGCUGAUUGGUUCAUCUACGCUUUCCCAGAAAUGCUUCUUCUGCUGUUUGUUGCCUGGAUUUGGAUACAAUGGGUGUAUUUAGACACAAGAUUGAGUGAUUUAAUCAACCUCGUUCGCUGCAGACGAGGUAAAAGGAAAAACAGUGAAGCAAUUGAAAAAGCUACGAAUGUUAUUAGACGACAAUACAACGAAUUAGGACCAAUUUCAUUUGCAGAGAUAACAGUGCUGAUCCAUUUCAUUAUCUUGGCAUUAUUAUGGCUCUUCCGAGAUCCGAAGUUUAUCGAUGGAUGGGCCAUCAUAUUUAAAGAUGGAUAUGUGCGCGAUGGGACUGUUGGUAUUAUUGUCGCGUUCUCUCUGUUCAAUUUCCCCUCUCGGAAACCGAAAAUAUUUUCAAGAUUAUUUUCAAGGGAUAAUGAAUACGAUAUCGAAGAAGAGCCGAGCGAUGGUCGUUCAUCGACGUUGCUCAACUGGCCUACGGUAUCGGAGAAGUUCGCUUGGAAUAUUGUCCUUUUGCUUGGAGCUGGUUUUGCUAUGGCUAAGGCCGCGAAGGACUCGGGUUUAUCGAUUUGGCUUGGGCAACAACUGGCUAAAUUGGACAGUGUACCAACGUUUGUUAUAGUUCUUAUUACGGCAUCAAUGCUGUGCGCUUUUACAGAGGUCACAUCAAACACAGCAACCGCGACGAUUUUCCUGCCAAUUCUCGGAACACUGGCGACAGGUCUUGAGAUACACCCGUGGCGUUUGAUGGUACCAGCAACCGUAGCUUGCUCUUUCGCAUUCAUGCUUCCAGUAGCGACACCACCCAAUGCAAUCGUUUUUGCUUCCGGUUAUCUCAAAGUUGCUGAUAUGGCUAAAACAGGCUUGUUUAUGAACAUCACAAGUGUUGCUGUCUUGAUGCUGUGGUUGUAUACGUUUGGAACAUGGUAUUUUGACCUCAAUACGUUCCCUACUUGGGCUGUUAUCGCUGUUAAAAAUUCGACAAAAACUUGUGUGUAAAAAACAGACUUGUAGCGAUGCUGCCGUUUUGCAAAGUUGCUACAAGAUUGUCACUUGAUAAAUAUAUCUUGAUUCGCAGCAUGGUAUAAUCGUAAAGAAUAGGCUAAACUUGUAAACAAGCUUACAGGUGAAACUAUUUUGCAGACUACUUCCUUCUAAAAUAUUUUUUCCAGAAAAUGUCAGCGCGCGGUUUAACGUUAGUCAAUCACAACUGCUUAUAAUUGGAUAUAUUAACGUUUCGAAACGCCCUUAAAAUAUGUCUACCGAUGGAUUUCGGUUAAAUAGGAUUCCUCGGAUCUCCAAAACCAAAAGUAUGGUUCAUCUGAUUAUUCGAAUUUAAGGAUGACAUCCACUUGCAAUGUAAACAAGCGCUUUGUUUAAAUUUUAAACUGUUUUUUAGGACGAACUAUCUGCUUUUCAUUAAAAGCGGAUUUCCAAUCGCAGAAAAAGAUUUCGCAAACGAAAUAUUUGCAUGUUUUGUUUUAAAAUUUGCCAGAAUAAAUGAGUUCAGCUUGACUAUUCUCAUAUAUUUUAUACAAAAGUUUUACUAGCGAACCAUUUCUUUGAAAUUUGAAAUCCAGCAAUUGGUAAUUAUUCUAUCUGUGGGCAAAAAAGCAAGCACAAAUUUGGGACAUAGGACAUGUCGAAGUUUCCUUCAUCAAAAAAUGGCCGGAUGCAUCUUAAAAACAAGAUUUCAAAAGCUCUUAAACGAGUCUGCUUGUUAUAAGGUUAAAAGAAAGAUAAAUUUCUUUUCUCUAAAAACAGUCUGAUAUGAACUUUAUGUUACACUAAUUAUGGCGUAUUGUGGCACUUGAGCCCGUGGGACUUUUGGUCAUUUUCAUGAUUGUCAUGCAUGAUUAUGAUUACAACACAAUCGACAUCAUUUUUUGCCUAAAUAUAAACACAGCUAUUUUUGAAAAAUCACACAUGGGGAAAAACUUAAUUUUUGAAGUUGUAACGGUGGAAUUUUGUAAUUCUGGCUCAGAAAAACUUGAAGUAUAUUUACGAUGUAAAACGCUUUACUUGGGAAUAUAUGUAGUGUUUAUAAUGUAAAAAAGUUAUGUAAAAAUGUCGUGUUUAACUUGUGAAAUAAAAGUCAUUAAGUCAAAUCCAAUUGUUGAACUAAUUUAUUUAAACAUUUAGUUGAGACUUCAAGAAUUAUAAUAUGAAUAUUAAACUAUUCAAAUGUUUAAAAAAUAUUUUAGUUGAGAUGUGUCAUAAGUGAUGAAUAAUAUCACAGUUAAUAGAUUAUACAUGUUUUGGAGACCACAUAAAACUACAAUACAACUCAAUUAUGUUGAGGUA